Oikopleura dioica is the source of this 1917-nucleotide messenger RNA. Lineage: Eukaryota; Metazoa; Chordata; Appendicularia; Copelata; Oikopleuridae. The record is from the annotation of a GenBank genome assembly.
AUGACGAGUGAAGGCGGAUCUUUAGAUGUUGUUGGACUUAUAAUCAUUUUGAUUUUCUACUUGGCUGUUGCUGGUGUUGGUGUCUGGGCUGGCUGGAAGAAUCGUCACAAAGGAAAAGGCGACAAUGGAUACAUUGUUGGUGACAGGGAUAUUUCAACGGUUGUUGGAGUAUUCACAAUGACAGCUACAUGGGUCUGCGGCGGUUACAUAAACGGUUCUGCCGAAGUUGUGUUUCAAAAAGGCCUUCUGUGGUGCCAAGCUGCAGUUGGAUACACACUCUCCAUGGCCAUCGGUGGCAUGUUUUUUGCGAAACAGAUACGAGCGACUGGUGCUACAACGAUGAUUGAUCCUUUGAAGAAAGCUUACGGAAGAUUGCCUGCUGCCCUGCUAGUUAUCCCUGCAGUACUUGGAGAUCUAUUUUGGAGUACUGCUGUUCUCGCCGCUCUGGGAACAACUUUGUCGGUCAUCUUGAACACUCCAGAAACGCCUACUAUCAUCAUCUCCGCUGCUGUGGGGACACUCUAUACUGUCUCUGGUGGCAUCUACGCGGUAGCAUACACAGAUAUUGUCCAAUUAAUCUUCAUUGCCAUCGGACUCUUCACUGCGAUGCCUUUUGUUCUAACCUCUGAGCCUGUAGCUGGCCACUGGGAAAAUCGAACUUCUGACUGGAUCGGAACAAUCCCAGAACCGAAAAUCGCCAGCUGGAUUGAUGCAAUUAUCAUGCUUAUGCUUGGAGGAAUUCCUUGGCAAGGAUAUUUCCAGCGAGUUCUCUCGGCAUCGAGCGACAAAUCCGCUAAGAUUCUUUCAUUUUGUGGCGCUAUUGGGACCACAAUUUUGGUUAUCCCUCCCGUCGUUAUCGGAGCUUCGGCAAAAGUUGCGGACUGGUCUCUUACAAGCUUGGCCAAUAUGGAUAUGAAUGAUUCAGAGCUUCAAGAGUGGCUUCUAAAGAAUAAGAAAUCAAUUCUCCCGCUUUCUCUUGAAGAGUUCACUCCGACAAUUGUUGGGUAUUUCGGACUUGGAGCAGUUGCAGCUGCUGUGAUGAGCUCAAUUGACUCUUCUAUGCUUUCCGGCGCCUCGAUGCUUACAGCGAAUGUUAUUCAAGAAAUUGCUGACGCAAAGGGUUUCGAAAUCACGAAUAAAACAGGAGGAUACCUUCUCAAAGUCAACAUCAUUCUCCUUUCCGCCAUCGCCACUUACCUAUCCCUGACGUUCGAAUCAAUCUACGAGCUCUUCCACUUUGCCGGUGAUUUGGUCUACGUUCUUCUCUUUCCGCAGCUGACUGCAUCUCUCUAUCUCAAGGAUCGCGUGAAUGGAUUCGGCUCCGUCAUUGCAUUCAUCUUCGGAACCUUGAUAAGGCUGCUCUCCGGUGAGCAUUUUCUUGGAAUUCCAGCUUUCAUCAAAUGGCCCGGCUAUGACGAAUCUGUUGACUACAAACAUCCUCAACUCUUCCCCUUCAAAACAACAAUCAUGCUCAUGCUUAAUGCUAUCGGAAGUAUUAUAUACAUAGUUAGCGUUCUGCCCCACAAGUUUCUUAUGAACAUCAACUAUUUGCAAACAUCAGCAAACGAGGAUUUUUACAAACCGAGCCAGACUCACGACCUUCUGACGGAGAAUAACGCUUUUUGCAAACUUUCAUUUUUCGGAGAAGACCUUGCAUCUUCUUUAAUAUCCACCUCACUCGCGAUUAUUGCUAACGAGCGAUACAAUACCGUCAGCGGGCUUGACAAGCGAUUGGGCUCAGUGUACCGAGCUGAAGAGUCGUCAAUCAAACUUUACGCCGUUCUUCUAUCAGCGAUUAUUUCAUCAGUUCCAACAUUGUCCUUUAUUUCUUCGCAGGCCGUUUCGAGGCCAGUUGAUGGUUUGAACCCAGUUUAUUCGAAUAUUUCAACGGUCAAGAGCUGUGGGACAUUUGGUUGA